AUGCGCCACGUCCCUUUUGCGACCCUAUUUAUCGUCAUUAUCAAUGUGCAAAUCACUUUCACACAAUUGAACAUCAGGAAAAUCCAAACCAACGACAACACUCGCCGACAACAACAACGAAACCAGAGGAAAUCGGAAAGCUUCGAUCACUACUCCCAUCUGACAGACACUGGAGAAGUCAAUGAUCAACUUAAAUACUACACUCACAGUUUCGAGCAAAAAGUUCGAGAAGCGGUUCGAGACGAGGAGUACAUGCUCAAAAAUUUGUGGUACGAUCCGGAUUACGUGAUUCAUGAUCUAUGUGAACCACACAAGUCGGGUGGACAGACGGGUGAAUUGAUUUGGUCCGAAUCAGGUGACCGUCUGCUAAAAGUUAUUGGAAACGGAGUUGUUGAAGACGGGUAUAAUAUGUUUAUGGCACCGGGACAGUCGCAGGGAAAACGGACAGAUGUACACGUAGCAGUUUAUAUUGAGUCUAUGUCAUCAUUUAAAGCACAGUCUAUGGAUUUUGAAGUUGAUAUGUAUUUGGCAAUGGGAUGGUUUGAUAGGCGUUUGGCUCACAAUUGUACACAUCCAAUCUUGGUGACCAGUAAACUCAUAGCCGAAAGAAUGUGGUAUCCUGACUUAUAUUUUGUCAACUCGAAAUACGCAUAUCUUCAAGAAGUGACCACUCCCAACCUAAUGGUCAUUGUCUAUCCAGACGGACUCAUCUUCAAAACAAUGCGCCUAGAUGUAACACUUUCGUGUAUGAUGGACUUGAAGCUAUUCCCACUGGACUAUCAGGAAUGCCCAUUGACCAUUCAGAGUUUUGCUUAUAUCGAACAAAUUGUGAAUUUGACAUGGCGAGAUGAUCCUCCGAAUUUUCCCAUUGGAUUCAACCCCGACAUCAAAUUGAAUGAUAUGCAAAUUACCAACAAACGAUUUAUUAAAUGUGCGGGACCGUAUCCAAUGUUUAGAGGAGAGGGCUUUUGGAGCUGUAUCCAAGGAUAUAUAGUUAUGAAACGUCUAGUCCUAUUCCACAUCAUUCAAACCUACAUUCCAACAGGGAUGCUCGUGUCAAUUUCAUGGAUGUCAUUCUGGCUGGACCCUCGUGCCAGUCCCGCCCGUAUCUCCCUUACAAUCACCUCAUUACUCACUUUGACAACGAUGAGCAAUGGAGCAAGACAAGACCUUCCGCAGGUUUCCUACAUCAAAGCACUGGAUAUUUGGUUGACAUUCUCGCAAGCUCUCAUAUUUUUGGUGCUUUUGGAGUACUCAUUUGUCUCGUAUUACAUGACGAAACGAACUACAAACUGUUCACAUAGGAACCUGUUUUAUGAGGAAAGGGUACAAGAAUGUAAAAGGGAGGAGAAGGCUCGGAAGUCACUUGUGAACAAUAAUAAGACUGCAAACUCCAAUAACACCGAAGGAUCUGAUUUAAACCGAAAUAAGAAAUCGCAGCAGUUUUCAUUGACUCAUGGAAUUUCAUCUUGUCUCAGCGAGUCAUCGGCACUGAUGGCUCCGGUUCCUGCUCGCUUGUUUCCAAAGUUUGACGCCAAGAAGCCAUGCGGUGCGUGUUCGGAGAAGAACGAACGGAUAUUUCGUUUUUAUUUUUUUUCGGAUUUUACAAGCCUAUUUACAAGCCUAAAUACAAUCGUUUUUGUCUUCUCUAGUGUGCUGUGUCGAUUGUUGACAAUCGACAAAAAUCGACGAAAAUCGUUAAAAUCGGUGUCGAUUUCGUCGACUCGAUCAAAAAUCGACAUUCAAAAAGUCGACAGAAAAUCGACUUUUCAAAAAUGA
Molecule: messenger RNA, 1779 nt
Organism: Caenorhabditis briggsae
Lineage: Eukaryota; Metazoa; Nematoda; Chromadorea; Rhabditida; Rhabditidae
Gene: Cbr-lgc-39
Product: Protein CBR-LGC-39
Exons: 9
Coding region: 1-1779 (592 amino acids)
Biological process (GO): regulation of membrane potential; chloride transmembrane transport; signal transduction
Cellular component (GO): neuron projection; membrane; synapse
Molecular function (GO): neurotransmitter receptor activity; extracellular ligand-gated monoatomic ion channel activity; chloride channel activity
Source: RefSeq, a predicted model, not a curated record